AUGUCUGCUCAGUACAAAGCUCCGAGUGCUGGCGCCAAGGUUGAGCCCAGCGCCGACGUCCGUCCCACUCGAUCCGAAGCAACGGGUCCCGUCCCCGCCGGCUCCCUCGCAGCCGAGUCCGCCAACCAAGGCGGCGAAUUCGCCUCCAACCGCAACGUCGACACCACCGCCGCUUCUUCCCGAACCGGCACCGGCGGUGCUCCCGGGUCUAGCGCCGCAUCGAUCCCCGAUCAGGCCGCCGCAGCGCCGACAUAUGUGAACAACCAAUACGUCCGCGACCCCAACGGGCCCCACGGGAAGAACAUCACCGAGGGCUUCGACACGGCGAAUACCAAGGACGGAGUGCAGGCUGCUUUCAACGCCGAGGUCGGCAGCGAGAAUGACCCUGGCCGUGUGGCGGAGCAGGGGCUGCUGAAGAGCCAGACUAAGGCUGGAAGGGAUGCUGGGCCCCGACAGACUGAGGUUGGGGGAGAGACUGUGUACGAGAAGUUGAAGAGCGAUGUUCAGGCGUAG
Messenger RNA from Colletotrichum abscissum, 513 nucleotides. RefSeq lists its product as uncharacterized. The transcript is spliced from 2 exons. Lineage: Eukaryota; Fungi; Ascomycota; Sordariomycetes; Glomerellales; Glomerellaceae. The record is from RefSeq and is a predicted model, not a curated record. The coding region runs from base 1 to 513 and encodes 170 amino acids.